UUUUUACAAAGUAAAAUGAAUAAUACUUUGGGCAAUUUAUACACAUAUACAUAAAAGUUUAGAAAACUUUAUUGCAUAACAUAUUUCAUAAGAGUAUGACAUACUGUGCUAGAGAAGAUUGCCAAAAAUACAAAGAUCAUUUUGAGUCAGGUAUUUAUGUUUGCUCUCAAUGCGAAAAUCCUUUGUUUCAUGGAAAGUCAAAAUACAAACAUAGUUCUCCUUGGCCAGCUUUUACACAACCUAUGCAUGAUUGCAGUCUUAGAAAGGAAGUAGAGACUGAGAAGCAGACAUCUUCUGACAAACCUGCACUAAGGCUCUUUUGUGGAAAAUGUGACAAUAUUGUUGGUCAUGAAUUUAUUGGUGAUGGACCUCAAAAUUCUUCAAGAUUUUGAGUUUUGUCAGAUGCUCUUAAAUUUGUAUCAAUUUAAACUGAAGUAACUAAAAGGAAUUAAACGGUUGAAGUUGGUUAUUAUGAAAUAAAACCCGCAAAUCAUCUCGUGAAUGGGUUUUGUUGAAGCAUUCUGUUUAUAUUCCUAAAAAAAAGAAAAAAAGCGAUCAACAAAAAAAAA
Hydra vulgaris (swiftwater hydra) is the source of this 569-nucleotide messenger RNA. Its product is annotated as methionine-R-sulfoxide reductase B1-A. NCBI's taxonomy places the organism in Eukaryota, Metazoa, Cnidaria, Hydrozoa, Anthoathecata, Hydridae. The record is from RefSeq and is a predicted model, not a curated record. Gene Ontology annotation, biological process: protein repair. Gene Ontology annotation, molecular function: peptide-methionine (R)-S-oxide reductase activity; L-methionine (R)-S-oxide reductase activity. Gene Ontology annotation, cellular component: nucleus.